Colletotrichum graminicola M1.001 is the source of this 2355-nucleotide messenger RNA. RefSeq names its product ERCC4 domain-containing protein. Gene Ontology annotation, cellular component: nucleus; Holliday junction resolvase complex. Gene Ontology annotation, biological process: mitotic intra-S DNA damage checkpoint signaling; double-strand break repair; replication fork processing. The record is from RefSeq and is a predicted model, not a curated record. Bases 1 to 2355 code for a protein of 784 amino acids. Lineage: Eukaryota; Fungi; Ascomycota; Sordariomycetes; Glomerellales; Glomerellaceae. The transcript has a single exon. Gene Ontology annotation, molecular function: nuclease activity; DNA binding.
AUGCCUGUCGAUAUAAUCAGUUUGCUUUCGAGCCCGUCCUUUGGGCCUUCUCUUGACCGAGUGGAACCCUCACCAUCCCAUCCUCCAAUACCAGCAACAAUCAAUGUUGACACGAGGGUGUCGGCCUUUGACAACGACGAUGUCUUCGACUUGACAGCUGAUUCGCCCGAGGCAGCUCCGCGACCGCCAUCACUAUUCGAGGAAGCCAAUACUAUAUGCUCCCCUGUGACAGGAUCCGGAGCGAAACGACCUCGAGAAGAACAAGCCCCCAUAGACACGCUCGUCUACUUCAAUUCGGACGACUUCGAUACAACUAUCGAUCUCGAAAGCAGCCUACCGAUAGCAAAUAGCGCAUUUGAUGAACCCCGAGAUACAAAGAGACCAAGAUUGUCACCCCUGCGGCGAAGCAGAAGUAGCAGUCCUUCCGACCGUUCACUUUCUGUCGCGGACCAGCUGGGGCGUCCGCCAGUCAAGCCAUCAGGGGGACCACGUCGGAUUCGUGCCAUAGUAGACCCAAUCGAAUUUUCCAGCUCACCGGGAAUUGCCUCCAGGCCGGUGCUAGCUUCCACAACGGCCAACGAAAGGCUAGAAUCCGACGACCCAUCCACUGCGCUGCCACCCUCCGCCCAACCUGUACUCAGCAGGCAAAGUCCCGAAAGACCUACAGUCGCCUCUGGCACCCGUGUGCAAUAUGAUUUGACCUCCGACCCCUUUGCAAUCUCGCCUCACCCCCCAUUGAAACCAGCGGUGGAACCAUGUACGAUAAUUUUGGACGAUGACGAUGAUGACCCGUUCGCCAGUUCACCACAGCGAGCACCAGUGCAGACCAUGAAGCCUGCAGAAUGCAACAAAACGGGCGCGACGCGGGAGAAGGGAAAGCAGAAAGCCGCUUCGCCAAGACGGAAAGCCAAUUGGGACCCGAUAUCCAGCUCCGCGCCCGAACCCAGAACGAGGACCGACCCGUUCGACAGCUCUUCGCCGCCGCCGCCACGAAAGUCUCUCGCGAAGGCUGUCAGUGCAGUCAUCGACCUCAGCAACACUGAGAAUGCACCUCCUAAUCUCCAUACUGAUUCCGAUGAGGAGUUCCCGGACCUUGAAAACUUCGACCUUGUGAAGCUCAAAGCCCGAUUAGACACCAGGACCACAGCCCCCCGAACCGCCUCCAAGGCGUCGUCGAAAACCACUACCAAGUCGACAUCUGCCAGGAUCGCAACCAAGACAUCGACCGAAGAUAAGGCGAGGCAAAGAGAGGCCAAAGCAGCGGAGCGCGAACAGGAAAAGGAACGGAAGAAACAAGAGAAGGAGGUGGCCAAGGAGCAGAAGGCCAGAGAGAAGGAGCGUGCUGCUGCUUUGGCAGAGGUUAACAAAAUCAGGACCGACAAGAAAGUAUCGACGCCGGAGAUGAUUGCGGAUCUCCCAGCGAGCUUAUCUGCCGCCGUUACGCUGCAGAUACAAACAUUGCUGAAAGACCUCGAUGUGCAACACACCACAUGGGACAGUCCGGUGGACAACGUUGUGAAGUGGAGAAGAAAGGUCGCCAGUAAAUUCAACGACGAGCUGGGCCACUGGGAACCUAUUCCCAUGCGCGUUGAGCCCGAAAAGUUCGCUCUCGUCAUCGUUACCGCAAACGAUUUCGUGACAUGUGCUCUUGGACCCGAAGGAAACGAUCUAGAGGCCCACGCACUGAAGAUGAAGCGACACUUCCCGCAGGAGCAGCUCAUCUACCUCAUCGAAGGUCUCAACCCGUGGAUGAGGAAGAAUCGCAACGUCCGCAACCGCCAGUUCGCCUCUGCAGUACGGAGUCAUGGGGACGAUGCCCCGGAUGAUGCCUCCACGAGUCGUCAGCCGCGGCGGCGUAAGAAUCAGCAACCGCAGGAGUACGUUGACGAGGACUCGAUCGAGGACGCUCUGCUCCAAUUACAGGUGAUGCAUGGCGCUCUGAUCCAUCAUACGAAUGCCGCCGUCGAGACAGCGCAGUGGAUCGCCAUCUUCACCCAACACAUCUCGACGGUGCCGUACCGAAAGCAGCGCGAGGCGACCAACGCGGCUGGCGCCGGCUUCUGCAUGGAGACGGGCCAGGUCCGCACCGGCGAAGACGUCAAGGACACCUACGUCCGGAUGUUGCAGGAGAUUGUGCGUGUCACGCAGCCCGUCGCCUACGGCAUCGUGUCCGAGUUUGGGACAGUGCCGGAGCUGGUGAAGGCGUUGGAGGAGCGAGGGCCGUUGUGUCUGGAGAACUGCAGGAAGAGCACAAACAAGGACGGCGGGUUCUCGGAUCGGGCGGUCGGCAAGGCCAUUAGUAAGAGGGUUUACAAGGUAUUUACUGGACGUGAUGAAUGGAGUACGGACGUGUAG